Messenger RNA from Linum trigynum, 3327 nucleotides. Lineage: Eukaryota; Viridiplantae; Streptophyta; Magnoliopsida; Malpighiales; Linaceae. The record is from the annotation of a GenBank genome assembly.
GAGUUAUAAAAAAAAAAUUGUGAGUUGUGAUUAUAAAAGGUAUUGCCAUUUUUAAAGACAAGGGUCUUUCCCCCCGGCGAGAGUGGCUCCGUCCUCCGAUUUCAGGGUACUUACACUUACUGCCACUUGAUUCGCCGAGUCACUUUGCCGGAGAUACAGCUGAAGAAUUAGGGUUCUUCCUAGUUUUACCGAGAUCGUAAGUUUCAGCGCGAUGAUCCCAUUCUCUCGGAGAAUAUGGCGGGAAAGAAGACGGGUAAGAUUCCGGCGGGAAUCUCGCCAUCGCCAGCUUCUAAAGCUUUUGAUGCCUUUCGCCCAUAUAAGUAUUUACAAUUGGUAAUGAAGUAUGUGGUUAGCGAAAGAAGCAGACGAUUGCGAUUUUGGAGAACAUUGAUAUUUCGAAUGGCUACCCCACGGUUUGCUUAACUAGGUUAUCUUGAAUCCCAAUUAGUCAAACAACAGGAAAAGGAAAUGAAUGGCCAGUGGCCACCUCAAUGUUGGGCGUGGAUUUGACGUUUUGUCGCCAUUGAAGCUGAAGCUCGACGUAGCUUUUCAACCUUCGUCAAUAUCCUACGGGGAAAGGGGGAAAAAAAGAAGAAACUUCGUUAGAAGAGUCUGAAGAGCCCUAUUACAUUUCAACGUCUCCUAUUUAUGGAGACUAAAUACCAUGGCAGCCCGCAGGUGCAGAUAUUUCAUCCUGCUGUGUUUACUGCUGUUGUGGACUUUCCUUAUGCCAUCAAUUUUGCUUUGCUGGGGAAGAUGAGAAAUGGUGCUAGAGCUAAAAUUUUCAAGGUGGCUUCAAGGCUUGCUCUGUUUCUUCUUUUCCAAGGUACAAGCUUUGCUCUCAAUGACACUAUACAUGCUAAUGGGUCACUCAAGGAUGGAAGCUUGGUCAUCUCCAAAGGGGGUAAGUUCGCUUUAGGGUUCUUCAGCCCUGGUCGAUCCAGCAACAGAUAUCUAGGGAUUUGGUAUCACAACAAGCCAGGACAAGCUCCUGUGUGGGUAGCAAACAGGAACAAUCCCAUCAAUGGCACUUCAGGAGUUCUAUCGAGCGAUGGAUAUGGCAAACUUUCUCUCUACAGCAGCUUAGAUCAAGAGUUCCCAGUAUGGUCUGCAAAUGUUUCGAGGGAAAAAUUUGCAGAAGGGCCAUGUUUAGCUCGGUUGUUAGAUUCAGGAAAUUUAGUAUUGGUCCAGGGUACAAUUAACAGAAUGAUUGUGUGGCAAAGCUUUAAUCAUCCUACUCACACCUUGUUACCUGGCAUGAAACUAGGUCUGGAUAAGGAAACUGGUUUAAACCGCUUCAUCACUUCAUGGAGGUCACCAGAUGACCCUGGAAUAGGUGAUUUCACAUUUAAGCUUAACCCAAAUGGCGUGCCACAGUUCUUUCUGUAUCGUGGUACAACCCCCCAAUGGCGGAGCAUCCCAUCAGCCUGGCGCAUACACCAUGAGUUAUAUGAAGAAUUAUUUGAAAUUAAUGAACGUGAGAUACGUUUCUCGUUUCACUCUCGUGAUCCUUCUAUUGUAAUGAUUCCUACAAUGGACAACUCGGGAACGAUGGGGGCGGCGAUGUGGGACGAAGCUGAUGGCCAGUGGAAAGAGUUCUAUUCAGUAACCCAUAAAAAAUGUGAUGUCUAUGGUUACUGUGGUGCUUAUGGAAAGUGUGAACCAAGCAGCCCUUUUCUUUCUGAAUGUGUUUGUUUACCUGGUUAUGAACUAAAGUCUCCAAGCAAGUUUCUUCUAGGAAAUGCAUUCGGUGGGUGUGUCAGGAAGCGGUCAGAAUCCUCAUCUUUUUGUGCGCCCGGAGAAGGGUUUGUGAGAGUUGCAAAUGUGAAGGCUCCUGAUACUUCAGCAGCCGUGUGGGUGGACAUGGGAUUAAAUGAAGUGAACUGUGAGCAAGAAUGUAGAAAGAAUUGCUCCUGCUGUGCAUAUGCUACCACUAAAAUUGAUGGCAAAGGGGCUGGUUGUUUGACAUGGCAUGGAGAACUAAUGGAUACAGUAAGCAUGCCCGGCCUUGAUCUUGCAAUCUAUGUUCGUGUCGAUGCUCGUGAACUAGCUGACUAUGCACUGCAAUCUAGUGGCUUUCGUGAACUUAAGUUGAAGUUAGUUGUUCUCAUACCAUCUUUUGCUUCUGUUUGGCUUGUCGGCAUCUUGCUUGCCUAUUGGUGGCUCAAGAGGCUAAAGAAGCGGAGGAAGAGCAAAGCAAACGAGAGGCGGAUCAGAAACUUAUUUGAUCCGGGUGAAGAUGGGUCAAACUACUUCCAAGAUUCCUUGCUGACCAAGGAGAUCGAGCGGAGUAAAAUUUAUCCAGAACUACCCUUCUUCAACCUUAGCACGAUACGAGCUGCUACCAACAAUUUUUCCCCUGACAACAAACUUGGACAAGGGGGUUUUGGUUCAGUGUACAAGGGGAAAUUUUCUUCCGGAGUAGAGGUUGCUGUAAAAAGAUCACCAAACAAUUCAAGGCAGGGGCUGGAACAGUUUAAAAGCGAAGUCUUUCUUAUUGAAAAACUGCAACACAGGAACCUUGUGAAGCUCCAUGGUUGCUGCAUUGAGGAACAAGAGCAGAUGUUGGUUUAUGAGUACUUGCCCUACAAAAGUUUGGACUCAAUUCUUUUCGUUGAUCAGACAGGAAGCCCAUUCUUAGACUGGUGUAAACGGUACAAUAUCAUACUCGGGGUUGCACGUGGGAUCUUAUAUCUUCAUCAGGACUCAAGGUGCAGAAUAAUCCACAGAGACCUGAAAACCAGCAACAUUCUUCUUGAUGCAGAGCUGAACCCCAAAAUUUCCGAUUUUGGAAUGGCUAGAGUAUUGGAAGGUGACCAAGUUGAAGAGAAGACAAGUAGAAUUGGCGGAACCUACGGUUACAUGUCACCAGAGUACGCAUACCUAGGGAAGUUCUCGGUAAAAUCUGACGUCUUCAGUUUCGGAGUUAUGUUGCUGGAAAUCGUGACCGGGAUGAAGAUCAAUGGGUUUUCUCAGGAGGAUCCUGCCUUGAGCUUGAUUGGCUAUGUAUGGGAGUUAUGGAAAGAAGAGAGAGCCGUGGAGGUAGUUGAUCCUUCAAUAGAAGUGUCAAAUGGUGCCCUGAGAUGCAUCCACAUCGGGCUGCUGUGCAUCGAGGAAGAUCCCGUUGACAGACCUGAUAUGCAGGCAGUGGUUGUCAUGUUGAACAGCGAAAUGACACCUCUUCCUCCGCCGAAACGUCCUGCAUUCACUUAUGGGAAGUCCAGAAGAGUCGAAGAAAGAGUGGCAGAAUGCUCGAGGAACGAGCUGACCUUUUCCAACAUCCUUGGUCGCUGAUGAUGUCUGCGACAAUAAACUAAUGUAGCAAAU